Molecule: messenger RNA, 1562 nt
Organism: Pelodiscus sinensis (Chinese soft-shelled turtle)
Lineage: Eukaryota; Metazoa; Chordata; Testudines; Trionychidae
Source: RefSeq, a predicted model, not a curated record
AAAUUUUUUUUAGAUGCUGCAGGACUGCCCCAAAGCCCGCAGGGAAGUCGAACUCCACUGGAGGGCAUCUCAGUGCGCCCACAUUGUCAAGAUCAUAGACGUCUACGAAAACCUGUACCAGGGGAGGAAGUGCCUCCUUAUAGUCAUGGAAUGCUUGGACGGUGGGGAGCUCUUCAGUCGAAUUCAAGACAGGGGAGACCAGGCCUUCACGGAACGGGAGGCUUCAGAGAUCAUGAAGAGCAUCGGAGAAGCCAUCCAGUACUUGCAUUCGAUUAACAUAGCCCACCGGGACGUUAAGCCUGAAAACCUCUUGUACACUUCCAAAAGGCCCAACGCAGUGCUGAAACUCACCGACUUUGGCUUUGCUAAAGAAACCACCACACACAACUCUCUGGCCACGCCGUGCUACACGCCAUACUAUGUGGCCCCAGAGGUGCUGGGCCCGGAGAAAUACGACAAGUCCUGUGACAUGUGGUCCCUGGGCGUCAUCAUGUACAUUCUGCUGUGUGGGUAUCCCCCUUUCUAUUCCAACCACGGUCUGGCCAUUUCUCCAGGCAUGAAAAAACGGAUCCGGAUGGGCCAGUAUGAAUUUCCCAACCCUGAAUGGUCGGAAGUCUCUGAAGAAGUUAAGCAGUUGAUCCGGAACCUGCUGAAGACAGACCCGACCCAGCGCAUGACGAUAACGGAGUUCAUGAACCAUCCUUGGAUCAUGCAAUCGAUGCAGGUGCCCCAGACUCCGCUGCACACUAGUCGAGUCUUGAAAGAAGAGAAAGACUUGUGGGAAGACGUCAAGGAGGAGAUGACGAGUGCCUUGGCUACCAUGAGAGUAGAUUAUGAGCAAAUCAAGAUAAAGAAAAUUGAAGACUCCUCCAACCCUUUGCUCAUGAAGAGACGAAAGAAAGCGAACCCCUCAGAGCCGACAGCACUCCCCCACUGAGGGCUCGUGCCAAGCCCUUCCUGGCCGCCAAGAAAGCAAAAGUACAUUUUAUAUAAAAUAUAUAUCUAUAUAUAUAUCUAUAGAUAUAUAGAUAUAUAUUUAAAGAAAAGGACAAAGACGGACUUCCUCUCACGUAUGGGAUUCCAACAUGUAUACCAGACGUGUUGUUUUUUAGCUCCUCUCCCGUGUACCUGGCCUUUUUGGAGCAGGUUGGGGAGAUGCCCCCCUGCGAGAUGCACACAUUUUUGGUUUUGGUUUGAGAGUUGAACAGCUCUGAUAAUUUGGAUUUUUUUUCCUUUGGUUCAAUAUUCCCCCCCGCCACUUCUUCCUUACAAAGACAUGGAAAUUCCUGUGGCAACCUUUUUAGGGUAUAUAAUAUAUACAUUUUUUUUUUUAAACUAUUGCAAGCCCAGACAGUGUGCUCCCAGUGCAAAGCGCUGGCUAGGGAUGAAGGCUUCUGGCUUUUGGGCCUAGUGCUGAUGGGUUGGGCUCUUCAGGUGAGCGUCUGGUAAAUGCAGGCUGAUGCAAAGGGGCUUGGGUUUGGGAAUAUGCUCUGUAGCUUCUAAUCCCUUCAGCCCUCCUAUUUUUAAUAAUUUCCCUUCACGGGCUGGUGGCUUAAGGGGUC